Molecule: messenger RNA, 2650 nt
Organism: Cuscuta europaea
Lineage: Eukaryota; Viridiplantae; Streptophyta; Magnoliopsida; Solanales; Convolvulaceae
Source: the annotation of a GenBank genome assembly
GAGAAUGCAACAAACCAAGACACUCAGACACCCCCGAAGUAAGCAAGAUGCCAAAUUGCCAAGUGAUCAACUUAUCCACGGCACGCUAAUCUCGAAACUCAGUCGCCAAGCAUCACAAUUAAGCAAAAUGUGUUACAGAAGUAAAAAAGAUGGGACCUUUAUUACGGCUAAUGGGUUUCAUAAAUCACUUUAUUACAUUUUCUUGAUUGUUGUGAUGGCUAACUGGAUAGUGAUGGCCGCCGAAGAAGAAGAUCGAAUUCCCACCACCUUGGAUGGCCCUUUCAAGCCUGUGACGAGGAGGUUCGACCCUUCAUUGCGCCAAGGCAGUGAUGACUUGCCCAUGGAACAUCCCAGGCUCCAGAGGAAUGUAACCUCCAUGUUUCCUGAGCAGGUCGCUCUUGCAUUAUCCACCCCUACUUCUAUGUGGGUCUCUUGGGUCACUGGGGAAUCUCAGUUUGGAUUGAAUGUGACGCCACUAGAUCCAACAAAAGUAAGAAGCGAGGUGUUUUAUGGAAAAUCAAGUGGGGUCUACACAAAGACUAACACUGGGGUUUCAAUGGUUUACAGUCAGUUGUAUCCAUUUGAAGGUCUAUGGAAUUACACUUCUGGCAUUAUUCAUCAUGUUAAAAUCGACGAUCUUGAGCCUGAGACAAAGUAUUACUACAAGUGUGGAGACAGUGUUUUAGGCUCAAUGAGUGAGGAGUUUGUGUUUGAGACCUUGCCUUUGCCUGCACCUCACAAGUAUCCUCGUCGAAUAGCUGUGGUUGGAGAUUUAGGCCUCACAAGCAAUUCAACUACAACCAUUGAUCAUCUCAUCACGAAUGAUCCUUCAAUGGUAUUGAUGGUAGGGGACAUGACAUAUGCAAAUCAGUACGUUACAACCGGUGGAAAAGCAGCCUCUUGCUAUUCAUGUCAGUUUCCCGAUUCACCCAUCCGGGAGACCUAUCAACCUCGUUGGGAUGGAUGGGGAAGGUUUAUGGAACCAUUGACCUCAAGAGUUCCAAUGAUGGUCAUAGAAGGCAACCAUGAGAUUGAACCCCAAGCAGAAGCAGUAACAUUUAAGUCAUAUUUGACAAGAUUUUCGGUCCCUUCAAAUGAAUCGGGAUCUAUGAGUAACUUCUACUACUCAUUUAAUGCUGGUGGUGUACAUUUCAUAAUGCUUGGGGCCUAUGUUGACUACAACAGAACUGGUGCUCAGUAUAGUUGGCUAAUAGAAGACUUGAAGAAAUUAGAUCGCAGCAUAACUCCAUGGCUUGUUGCUGCAUGGCAUCCUCCUUGGUAUAACAGCUACUCAUCACACUAUCAGGAAUUUGAGUGCAUGAGGCUACAAAUGGAACAAGUCUUGUAUCACUAUGGAGUUGACAUUGUAUUUUCUGGACAUGUUCAUGCAUAUGAGAGGAUGAACCGUGUGUACAACUAUACUCUGGAUCCUUGCGGGCCAGUCUACAUAACAGUGGGGGAUGGUGGUAACAUAGAGAAGGUUGAUGUUGAUUUUGCAGAUGAUUACGGGAAGUGUCCAUCUGGUGGUGAUAAUAGACCAGAAUUUGGAGGUGUAUGUCACAUGAACUUCUCAUCUGGCCCCGCCAAAGGAAAAUUUUGCUGGGACAGACAACCCGAAUGGAGUGCAUAUAGAGAGAGCAGUUUCGGACAUGGAAUACUUGAGGUUAUAAAUUCCAGUCAUGCACUAUGGACUUGGCAUAGGAAUCAGGAUGUUUACAAGAACAACGCUCAUGGUGAUCAGAUAUACAUUGCAAGGAAGCCUCAGGGUUGCUCCAUAUCUUCUGACUUCUGAGUUUUUGUUCUUCUUCCCUGCUUCACUAUAUUUUUUAAACCGAGCACUGGACUCCCAAUAUUCCAAAAGAGUGCCAGGCAAUGGAAAUUAAGCUAAAGUGCUCAAUAAUACUCCGCAUUAAACAGGGGUCUCAGUUGAGAGGAAGAGGGGAGAAUUUUCAGAUGAAGAAACGCUACAGAAUAGCUCUGAAGAACUCCUGAAAGGCUCUGAACGAUUCUGAAGAAGAGGAGUAGACCAAGCCACGAAUUUUAUUAAGAAUGUAUGAAUAAUCCUUUGUGAUUUCAUCGAUUCUUGAUAAAAUAAAUCCAAAAGUUGAAGAACGUUCGAAGAUCUGAAGAACGAAGCUUGAAGAUUUGAAGAUCGGAAGAACAAUGCUUUGAAGAUUCGAAGACCUGAAGAACGAAUCUUUGAAGAUUUGAAGAUAUUCAUAUGAAGAUUGAGUCAAGAUUCAAUUCAAGACCAAGCCACAUAUCCCGGGAGACUCUUAAACAGAAGAUCAAGCCACAAAACGGCCCUUUUGUUGAAGAUCAAGCCACUUGAAAACCGGAGGCCCUUCAAGCUGAAUUCUUAAAUCAAGAAUAUCUGAAGAUUCAAAGAACGAAGAUUCGAAGAUUCAAAGAACAAAACUUUGAAGGUUUGAAGAUUCGAAGAACGAAGGUUCGAAGAUUUGAAGAUCUGACGAACGUUCGAAUAUUUGAAGAAUUAAAGAUUUAAUUUUGAAUUAAUUUCUUUAAUUAUAUUUAUUUCAAAUUGCAAGUGAAGAAUCAGAGGAUUCAUAUUUAGAGAUUGUACCCAAUAUUCUCACAUAUUAUUAUUUGCGAUCAAUUUUAAGUAAAUAUCCUUCAUGUCAAAAUGCAA